AUGCGACUGCAUGCCUACGAUUCCUUAAAAAACUACAAAGAAAAGGUUAAGUUUUAUCAUGACAAGAAGCUGGUGAAGAAAGUCUUUAAUCCAGGACAGAGGGUGCUGCUGUUCAAUUCAAGACUGAAACUUUUCCUUGGAAAGUUGAAGUCCAAGUGGUCUGGUCCAUUUAUGGUCAAGAAUGUUCUUCCAUAUGGAGCAGUUGAGUUAACAGAUCCUUCCUCUGAAGAUCCACAUGGAGCAGUUGAGUUAACAGAUCCUUCCUUUGAAGAUCCACAAAGAAGUUGGAUUGUCAAUGGACAAUGUUUCAAGCAUUAUCUUGGUGGUGAGGUAGAACACAUGUCCACAGUCAUGGAGCUGGUUGAUCUAGAUUGA
Molecule: messenger RNA, 375 nt
Organism: Vigna angularis (adzuki bean)
Lineage: Eukaryota; Viridiplantae; Streptophyta; Magnoliopsida; Fabales; Fabaceae
Exons: 1
Coding region: 1-375 (124 amino acids)
Source: RefSeq, a predicted model, not a curated record